Molecule: messenger RNA, 1126 nt
Organism: Jatropha curcas
Lineage: Eukaryota; Viridiplantae; Streptophyta; Magnoliopsida; Malpighiales; Euphorbiaceae
Product: UDP-glycosyltransferase 73C3
Molecular function (GO): UDP-glucosyltransferase activity
Source: RefSeq, a predicted model, not a curated record
UGCUUGAAAAUUAUACUAGAUAAGAAAUGCCUUGAAUAUAUAUAUAUAAGAAUAUUUACAUUGUUUUCAAAAGAAUUAAUUGAUCUUCUUCUCUCAUUCUCUCACCAUUUAUAUAUAUUCUUCCUUAGUCAAUUACCCAAUUACCAUGGCUUCACAGCUCAAUAAUCAGCUCCAUUUUGUUUUGAUACCCUUGAUGUCUCCUGGCCAUCAAAUACCUAUGAUAGACAUGGCCAAGCUUUUAGCAAUCCAUGGAAUUGUUGUAACUAUUGUAACUACACCUCAAAAUGCCAUCAAUUUCACUUCAACAAUUCAACUUUCCGUUCAAUCCGGCCUUAAAAUCCAACUUCUCCAACUCCAAUUUCCGGCAACAGAGUCCGGCUUACCGGCCGGAUGUGAAAACAUGGACAAGCUUCCCUCUAGAAGCUUGAUCAGAAACUUCUUUAUUGCUGCAAGUAUGCUGCAACAACAAUUCGAACGAGUCUUCCACACUUUAAAACCUCGUCCAAGUUGCAUAAUCUCAGGCAAGAAUCUUCCUUGGACGGUGGAAACUGCUCGGAAAUUCAAGAUUCCGAGAAUCUUUUUCGAUGCAAUGGGGUGUUUUUCCUUUUCAUGCUCAAAUAAACUUGAAACAUCUAGAGUACAUGAAAAUCUUUCCAAGUUUGAGACUUUUAUAGUCCCUGACUUGCCUCAUCGAAUCGAGUUGAGCCAAGCCAAGCUACCCGAAAGCCUAAGUCCAGACUCGAAAGACUUGAGCGAUGUCCGAGACAGUCUUCGAGCUGCUGAAACUAUACCAGAUGGGAUUGUUGUUAAUACAUUUGAAGAAUUAGAGAAAGAAUAUGUUACAGAAUAUAUCAAAGUUAAAGGCAAUAAUGUUUGGUGUGUUGGUCCAGUUUCAGCUUCUAAUAAGCUAAACCUAGACAGAGCAGAAAGAGGUAAAAAAGCUUCAAUAGAUGAAACCCAUUUGUUAAAAUGGCUUGAUAUGCAGGAACCUGAAUCGGUAAUCUACGCAUGUCUUGGUAGCAUUUGCGGGCUAACAAGUUUGCAAUUAGUAGAACUAGGGUUAGGCUUAGAAGCAUCAAACCAACCAUUCAUUUGGGUUAUAAGAGAAAGUGAAAAAUCUGAAGGG